Molecule: messenger RNA, 3853 nt
Organism: Exophiala mesophila
Lineage: Eukaryota; Fungi; Ascomycota; Eurotiomycetes; Chaetothyriales; Herpotrichiellaceae
Exons: 8
Coding region: 657-3665 (1002 amino acids)
Biological process (GO): lipid metabolic process
Molecular function (GO): phosphoric diester hydrolase activity; protein binding
Source: RefSeq, a predicted model, not a curated record
UCAUCAUCAGUCUUUCGGUCUUUCAGUCUGUGCGCUUCAUAAUAUCAACCUACUCCCACCACCGUCAGCAAAGACAACUUCUACUUCUCAUUUGUGACCUUAUUGCCAGUCGUGGCUCUACGUACCCUAAGAACCCACCUCUGUGGCCUUCGAAGCCUGCACGACACAUCAAGCCGCGUGCGUGAUCUACGCGCCCUGAUUCGCCCACAACGCCUCAAGGGUAUCCCAACUUGGCAUAUCACCUCUGCUUUAACCCGCAUCCUCGCUUCAGUGUAAUUGUCCAUUAUUGUCGCCUGUUGCAGGAAUAUCUCAAGUCCUUGGUAUUCGAAAUUUUCACAGCAAUGGACAUAUGAUAUUUUGCCAAAGGCACUGUCUCAUCACCCGCUGCACAGUCUGAUCAGUGGCCAUCUGACAGCCUACCAUUGCUUUUUAUAACAACAAUCUUCACCAAAUGUGCCAAAAGCUCAACUCAGGCCAAUCUGAUAUUGGCCAUUCUAGGUCUUGAACACUUCUUAUUGGACAUUCCCGCACGGCUGCAAGGUUUCGAUAUACGUCGACGAACCCUUGUCGGCAUUUGUCCGGUUGACAGCCCAUUUGUCCAUAAGACAUUCCUUCCUUUUGGUCUUUGAGCGGUCCUAUCGAUUACUGCCGCAAUCAUGAAAUUCGGAAAGCAGAUUCAACGUCACCAAUUGGACCUUCCCGAAUAUGCCGCCAGUUUUCUCAAUUACAAGGCUCUAAAGAAGCUCAUCAAGCAACUCAGUGCCACCCCGACAAUCACCGCCCAAGGCGACACCUCUGCUUCAGAUGCCCAAGCAGCCCUGCGUGCAAACAAAGAAGUGUUUUUCUUCCGGCUGGAGCGAGAGAUAGAAAAAGUCAAUGUGUUUUACAUCCAGAAAGAGGCCGAGUUUUCUUCAAGAUUGAAAACUCUCCUCGAUAAAAAGCGUGUCAUUCAGGCUCGGGUGGCGGCAAGUUCGAGGUUAUCUGCGUCGUUUGCAACCUUGGUCGAAGGCUUCCAACAAUUUGACAACGACCUAAACAAAUUACAGCACUUUGUCGAAGUCAAUGAGACGGCGAUUUCCAAGAUACUGAAAAAGUGGGAUAAAACAUCAAAGUCGAGAACAAAAGAGAUCUACCUUCAAAGAGCCGUUGAGAUACAGCCAUGUUUCAAUCGCGAUGUCCUUCGAGACCUCGCUGAUCGGGCUACGACCGCCCGCCUAAAUCUCGAGGCCCUCGCCGAGGGCGAAAACAUCCAGUACGAAUCGUCAGCAACACAGGAUCGCACAAUCGGUCAACGGGUCGGUACCGAAGAGAGUGACAUCGAUCUCCAGAUUCUUCAAGCUUCCGCCGCGGGCAACACUGGUGCUCUGCGAGAAUGGAUUGCUCGUUUGAGCAGUGGAGCUGAAGCCGGUGAACGAUUUACCAGGAUCUUCCUGGCCACAAUCAGCGAGGCUCCCGAUGAAUCACUCAAGUUGUUUAUCGACUCUGGCCUUGUCGAUAUUCAUGCAGAAGACGACAUUAACGAACGCAACUGUCUCCACGAAGCCACCAUCUACGGAAAAGACAUAGUUCUUGAAUAUGGUUUGAGUCAAGGCGUUGAUCUAACUCGCUUAGACGCUUAUGGCCGCGUCCCUCUUCAUUAUGCAUGCUUAAGAGGAAGGAUUGGGAUGGUACAACGCCUUGUCAGUGCCGGUCCAAGUACAAUUGAUUUGAAGGACCACGACAACUUUACACCACUCAUUCAUAGCAUCGUUCGCCAUCGCGUCGAUUGUGUUCGCCUAUUACUCUCUCACCACGCUCAAAUCGAUCCUCAAUCGGACACUGACCACAUUCCUCUGAAUCUGGCAUGUCAACAUGAGUCGAUCGAGGUGGCGAGCCUCUUACUAGAAAGAGGAGCGCGACUUCUUCCCGACGCCGAAGGUCUAUUUCCUCAGCAUCUCGUCGCACGCUCUAGUCAAGAAGCAGACCUGUUGAUACUACUUGCCACUCAUGGAGCAGACCUCAAUCAGCGCGACAAACUGUAUUCGUGGACACCACUGUUCCAUGCCGCGAGCGAAGGUCGAGUGUCCUGUUUACGGGCAUUACUAGAUAGUGGUGCUGAUCCCGAGGCGCUCGACGAAAAAGGGCUGACAGCCAUGUAUUAUGCCACCUGGGAGGGCCAUCUCGAAUGUCUGGAUCUGCUCUGGGAAAGGAGUCGACUUCACAGAGAUCGCAGGUCCUCCAGAUUGGGGGCCAUCGUCCCCCCGCGAGGCAUGAUGAGUGCCAUGGAGAUCACACCCGAGGAGAUACCUCUUGAAGGCGACGGCAUUCCUGAUCUUUCCUUACCGCCUCCUAUUAUUCCUCUCCGAAAAUAUGGGCACAACUUUCUCGACACCAAAACAUUCAUUGCCAUCAACCUCGACGGCGGCAGUAAGGCGAUUCAAUUCUUCAACGAAGCAAGGUAUCCCGCCGCACGACUGACCAUUUCAUCCAAGACAUCAGACAUGAUCCCUCGAAAUCUCAUGCUGCCUAUUGAAGAAGACUCACGGUCGGUGUAUUUCCAGGUUGAUGACCUCAGCACCUUCUCCGUUGACUUUGAAAUCUUCCCAACAUUUGGCUCCAAAGUCAUUGCCAAAUCUGUUGCGCUGCCUGACGUCUUUCGCGCUUUGCAAAGCAGUGCAGGAGCGUGCACGUUGCCUCUCUUUGAUCCUCGGCUGCGCUCUGUGGGCCAGAUUCGAUUGAGCUUUCAGGUGAUUAAGCCUUACCAAGGCACUCCCUUGGAAAUCACGCAGUUUGCAACCUAUUGGAAAGCCACGAGCACGUUGGAUGACCACAGCGGCCUAGUCACGGGAUCCAGCCUCUCAGGAGAUUACUUGAGGCUCGUCGUCCAACUGACACGUGAUGGAGUUCCGAUUGUAUAUCCGUCUUAUUCGAUCUUGCAUCACCAAUUGGAAGUCCCCGUGUACGAACUCAAGCACAAAGUUCUGGUUGAUCUGGGGUUGGUACAAACACUAACUCCAGCUGCAGCCACCGCUGUUCCCCUCAGCGUGCUUCAAUGGCGUGAGAAAUUGAGGAAUUCCAUCUUCCCACUGGAAGACGUCCUUGCCAACUUACCACCACAUAUCAAUCUCAACCUGCAUGUGCUGUACCCGACCAGUUUCGCUGCCUCCGGGAAGGGGUUUCAAUCUGGCAUCGAUAUCAACACAUUCGCUGAUGCGAUUCUGACCCAAGUGUUUGACCACGCGCGAGCGCUACGCAGUCGAGCUCCGGAUCUCUCACGAUCGGUCGUGUUCAGCUCUCUCAAUCCCAACAUUUGUACGGCAUUGAACUGGAAACAGCCCAACUUCCCCGUGCUGUUAUGCAACGACCUUGGAGGCUACAACGGGCCUGCCGGGGGGGACGCGCUGGUCAAGUCCGACAGUAGGAAGCCGACGUCCAUCAAGGAAUCGGCACAAUUGUCGCAGAUGAACAACUUUAUGGGCCUGACAUGCUCGGCUCGAAUCCUACAAAUGGUACCAGCACUGAUCGAGACCAUCAAACAGGCUGGUCUAGUGUUGGUGUCGGAUGCUUCCGACAAGGAGGCGUCCACGGAUCGCAUUGAAACGGGGUGGACCAUGCUUCCCGAGGGGGUUAAUGGGGUGAUGAAAGGAAAUGGAAUAUUGAGGUUUAAUGAGACAAUCGACAUGUGAGAUGUCACGAGAGUACGACAACACGACAACCAGCAGAUGGGUGGCUAUUUUUUAUUGAAGAGAUUGGAAAAGCACAAUGUUUGGAUAGGAUGUCUCCCAAAUGAGAUUUGGCAUUUGAAGCACCGUGCAUCAAAUGCAGCAGCCGCAAGAUACGGUAGAAAGUUAAGAAGCAGACAUUGGUCAAUUUG